AUGUCUUCCUCGUCGCUGCCAGAAGGCCGUCACAGUCGCAUUUUGUUUGUCAAGAAUCUCAACUAUAACAUCCAUGGGGCUGAUUUGUAUGAGUUGUUUGGGCGGUAUGGGGCCAUCCGACAAAUCCGUCUCGGCACAUCGCAGCAGACGCGUGGCACUGCGUUCGUCGUGUACGAGGAGGCCAAUGAUGCGAAAAAUGCAAUUGCGAGUUUGAAUGGUUUCCACUUGAUGGAACGAUACAUUAUUGCGUGA
Molecule: messenger RNA, 252 nt
Organism: Malassezia globosa CBS 7966
Lineage: Eukaryota; Fungi; Basidiomycota; Malasseziomycetes; Malasseziales; Malasseziaceae
Exons: 2
Coding region: 1-252 (83 amino acids)
Biological process (GO): positive regulation of mRNA splicing, via spliceosome
Cellular component (GO): spliceosomal complex
Molecular function (GO): RNA binding
Source: RefSeq, a predicted model, not a curated record